Molecule: messenger RNA, 2412 nt
Organism: Cannabis sativa
Lineage: Eukaryota; Viridiplantae; Streptophyta; Magnoliopsida; Rosales; Cannabaceae
Product: protein PNS1
Exons: 5
Coding region: 132-1793 (553 amino acids)
Biological process (GO): transmembrane transport
Cellular component (GO): membrane
Molecular function (GO): transmembrane transporter activity
Source: RefSeq, a predicted model, not a curated record
CUAUAUACAUAUAUACAUAUAUAGCCUUAGCAACUUUUACAUCAUCAUCUUCUUCUUCUUUAAUAACGUUCUUUUUGUAGUUUUGAAACCGCCGGCGCCGGAGAAUUUUCCGGUCAACUCACUGUUUCAGAAUGGGUGCAGCAGCUGAGCCUGUUGUGGAGAGAGAAAGAGAAGAAGAAGAAGAAGAAGUUAGAGAGAGAAAUGAGAAGAGAGAAGAGGAGAUGGAGAUGGAGACAGAGGUGGUGAAAGUUAAAGACUUGGAAAAAGGUGAGGUGGGUUUGGAAGGAGAAGAGAAAUUGGUUCAUGAUAAUAAUGUUAAUAAUGGAGAAGAUUUUCAGAUUUCAAUGAUGCAGAGGCUUAAUCCAACUAAUCCUUUAAGGGUUUUGGUUCAAAAUAGUACAAGAGUAGAUACUCCUUCUCCUUCUCAAUUUUCUCAGCAUUCAACUCAGCCUCGUUUUACACCAACCCCACAACCAUCUAUAACAACAUUAAAUUCAAGAGCAUACACCAACAAAAUCUCUCUCUUUUUGUUCCUUGUGCAUAUGGUUGCUGCAAUUGGAUUAGUUGGGUUUCUUAUAUAUAAGGGAGUUCAAGGGAUUUUACAAGCAUCAGAUAUCAAAAGAAAAGAGAUGAAAAUUCUCAAAUUUUACAUACCACAAGUUGAAGCAUCAUCAUUAUUAAGCAUAACACUUGCAUUUGCUUGGCAAAAAGCACUAAGAGAAUGGCCUAAAAUCAUGGUACCUUUCAUAUUAUGGAGCUCAUUUUUGCUGUCAUUAUCAGCUGGAAUUCUCUUAAUUUGCUUCCAAAAACCAUCCACUGAUGGAGUUGGAGUUUGCUUCAUUGCCUUUGCAAUUGGCAAUGGCUUAUAUGCUUGUUGGGUAACACAAAGAAUGGGAUUUUGUAGCCGAGUUUUGAUCAAAGCGCUUGAGCCUGUAUCGAAAUUUCCUGACAUUAACCAUCCUAUUUAUUUGAUGCUUGGAGUUGCAUUUAUUUGGAUGUCUUUGUGGAUUUUAGCAGUGAUUGGUGCUCUUAAUUUCUACUUACCACCAUUAAUUAUAAUUUUAUUAGUAUUGAGUUUAGCUUGGACUGCUGAAGUGAUGAGAAAUGUGGCUAAUAUAACAGUUAGUAGAGUAAUUGCUUUGUAUUAUCUUAGAGGAAUGCAAUCAAGUACUCAGUUUUGUUUCCAAAGAGCAUUGACCAAGAAUCUUGGAAGUGCUUGUCUUGGCUCUCUCUUUGUGCCUACAAUCGAGGCGUUGAGGAUUGUUGCUCGGGCACUGAAUUUGCUCGAGGGUGAAGAUGAAUUCAUGUUCUCUUGUGCUCAUUGCUGCUUAAAUGUUAUGCAAUCCAUCUUCAGAUAUGGCAAUGGUUGGGCCUUUGUACAGAUAGCUGCAUAUGGAAAAGGCUUUGUAAGAGCAUCCCAAGACACAUGGGGACUAUUCGAAAGGCAAGAAAUCGUGCCUGUUGUUGACGCCGACAUGACAAGCUCGAUUUGUUUCCUCACCGGGGUAUGCAGCGGCUCCAUUUGUGUCAUCGUAGCGGCUGCUUGGACAGCUAGAGUUCACCAAAGUUUCACAGCAACAAUCUCACUUCUUGUUUUCAUCAUUGGAUACCUUAUGACAAGAAUUGCCAUGGCAGUACCUCAUGCUUGUGUAGGCUGUUACUAUGUUUGUUAUGCUGAGAAUCCAGACAAUAGGCUAUUUGACAAAACAAUCAAGGAUAGGGUCCACAUGAUUCAAUCGGGUCGCGAUGUGGUUGUGCCUACACCUCGAUUACCCCGUCGGUAUACAACUUGAGAAAUACCAAGGUAUUUUAAAGUGUCCAACAUAACUCCGCUACUUUGUAUGAUGUUGAGCACCUUAAGGUUAAUCAGCGAGACAGAUCGACUCGUAGAGCAUUGUAAUCCUUUCAAGAUUCUAUUUUUCUUUUUGGGUUCUUAGUGAUUUGUAAAUACAUUAGGUUGUUUAGAUCAUUUGCCAUAGAUAUAACUUGUACCAUAUAUUUGGCUAAGUCUUAAUUGGGGUUUUUGGGCUUAACCAAAGUUUGAAGCUUUUGUUGGUGGUGAUAAUGACAAUUUUGAAUUGAAAAAAAAAAGAAGAGCAAAUAUGAGGUAAGGAAAAUGGAGAGCCUAGUUGUUAUACCACUCAACAAAGCUAUGAAGAAGAAGAAGAAAAAAAAAGUAUUUUAAUUAGCACUAAUGUGACCCCAUUAGUACAUUAUUAUAAUUGCAUAAACUUUUAGCAUAUUCCAUGCAGAAAAGUCACUGAAUUAUUUAAUUAUUUAUUAUUAGUUUCUCUAUCUCAAUAAAUUAGCUUAGCACACCCCAAACACCCCACCAAAUAUUUUUUAUGUACCUAUUCAUUAUUUAAUACUAUGUGAUCUUGUAUGAAUCUCCAUGAGUUUUGUUUCAGACUU